Molecule: messenger RNA, 1386 nt
Organism: Aspergillus affinis
Lineage: Eukaryota; Fungi; Ascomycota; Eurotiomycetes; Eurotiales; Aspergillaceae
Exons: 3
Coding region: 1-1386 (461 amino acids)
Molecular function (GO): protein binding
Source: RefSeq, a predicted model, not a curated record
AUGGGGGAUCGUCUACAGCUUGAAAACCACGAACGAGCGUUUCUUUGUAAUCAGCUUCUACUCAUCCCCCAUCGGACAUAUCUCUGGGUUACUCUGAUCUUUGACGUGAUUGAGAACAGCAUCAGCUACACGAAUGCCAAAGUGCAAGAGAUCAUGCACACACUCCCCAGGACAGUCGACGAAGCAUACGAGAGGAUCUUGGAUCGGAGUCCCGACCGGGCGAAAGCCCAACGACUUCUCCAUAUUGUUGUCGCUGCUGUCAGGCCGAUGACCCUCAAAGAAAUGAGGAUCGCCCUUGCCGUGGGUCCAACUCAUCUAUCAUAUCUUGGCCUGGACUUGAGAGUCAAGGCUUUGGUAGGCACCAAAGGCCAAGGUUUAGGUGACAAGGGCUUUGAUGGAGAGGACACGUUAUUUUAUGGGUCUGCUUUGACAUUGGCAGCCAAAAAUGGACAUGAAAGAGUCGUCAAUGUCCUCCUCGAUGCGGGGGCUGGUGGUAAACCCUCUUAUUUUAGGGGUGGAUCGUAUCAGCCACUGGAGCAGGCUGCUGCCAAUGGACAUGUACGGAUCGUGGAAAUUCUUUUGGACCGGGAAAAAAGGCACCUAGAUACAGCGGAUUCUUCAAUGUCUAUAGCACUCCGGCACGCAGCGGCAGAUGGUCACGAGGAAGUUGUGAGGCUUGUCCUAGCCGCCGGAGCUAAUGCAGAGGGUGAUUCCCAGAAUGAAUCACCGCUCCUAUCAGCCGCAACGCAGGGCCAUGUGGGCAUCGUGAAACUUUUGCUGAAACAAAGGGGCAUUGACCCGAUGCAGCGGAGUGCAACAGGAAGCACGCCGCUUAUCCUGGCGGCUGCAGGAGGCCACGAUGCCGCAACGGGCGGUCACAUGGAGGUAGUCAAGCUUCUGAUCGCGACAAAUGCCGUUCAUCUUGACGUGAAAGAUUCGUCCACGAGUCGGACUCCACUUCUCUGGUCUCUCGCAGCAGGGCACGAAUCAAUAUCCAAGCUUCUUCUAGAGAGCGGAGCCCAAGAUAUUGAAUCGAUCGACUGUCUUUCAAUUGAUCGUACCGCACUAUCCAUUGCUGCCGAGCUCGGCAACGAGACUCUGGUCGAUCUUCUAUUAGGCAGGGGAAAGGCGUACCCAAACUCCAGGUCCGCAUACAAUCGUACGCCGCUGUCAUACGCCAGUGAAAGUGGCUGGGCUAGCAUUGUAAAAAAGCUAUUGGACACGGAAGACGUGGACUCCGAUCUCGCCGAUACCUAUUAUGGGCGGACACCGCUCUCAUGGGCCGCAGCGAACAGUCAUCUCGAGGUGGUCCGACUAUUGUUGCACUCGACUGCGGUGGAUGCCAGCUCUCGAGAUACCAUGUAUGGACGCACGCCAUGCGCAUGA